This is a messenger RNA of Pyrus x bretschneideri (Chinese white pear), 3097 nucleotides long. RefSeq lists its product as uncharacterized. Lineage: Eukaryota; Viridiplantae; Streptophyta; Magnoliopsida; Rosales; Rosaceae. The transcript has 5 exons. The record is from RefSeq and is a predicted model, not a curated record. Bases 353 to 2812 code for a protein of 819 amino acids.
AAUAAACAAAGAAAAAAAAAGCACCAAAUCUUAAGAGACUUGCUUUUGCUGUGAACUUUCAAGCGUGUACGCUUCCACUCAACUUCCAUAAAGUCAAAGCACCAACUGCUCACCUCUGCUCCUGUAAUUUGGAUCUGAGUCGAGUCACUGCUAGCUAAAGCUCACUUGCAGUUUCUGGGAUUUUCAGACAGGUUUUGAAUUUGAUCAAUGCUGAGAAAUCAAAGCCUCAUAAUUCAGCACCUAAUUGUUUAUUUGGCCUGUCUCACUCCGCAAAACAGAACCAACCAAGUGUAAUUCAUGACCGCUACGGGCGAUUUUCGGAACAAUUGACUAGAAUAUCCAAGACCAUAAUAUGCCUCAAGACGGCCUGAGAUCAGCUGUGUACAGAUCAUUUGUCACAUGUGACGAUCCAAAAGGAGUUGUUGAUUGUGGGAUGAUUAGAAAAUCGAAAAGUGGUUCCCCGAAAACAGAGCAGAAGAAGAUGGAAAGUCGAAGAAAAUCGAAGAACUCGAGAACAAGUUUGGAUCACAAGGCUGAGAAGGGUGUUGUGAUCACAGGGGAGUAUCAGAGCCCUUCGGCUUUUCAGCUCAUGGAAGUGUCCAGAGGAGCUCAGAAGCUGAACCGCACGAUUGAUUCCUGGUCGAAUGGGAUUAGGUUUGAAGGGCAGCAGCCGAAGGACAUAGCGAAAGACUUGUUGAAGGGAGCUCUUGAUCUGCAGGAUUCUCUUGUCAUGCUUGGCAAGUUGCAAGAAGCUUCACAGUACAUGUCUCGCUUGAAACCGAAACACAAUUCUGUGAGGGAAUUUGAAAAGCCGCGGCAUUCUGCUGAUGGGUUUUCGAGGAGUGGAAAUGAAGAGCUUAAGAAGGUGAUCAGAGACAGCCUUGCGAGGCAGCAACUGGUGGAAAAUACAGAAUCUGUCGAAAAGGGGUAUACUUUUUUCCCUCGAAGAAAUAUGGAUUCGUGUUUGGAUACUCCAUCCAGUAGCUCAAGCCAGAGUUCUAUGUUUCACACCACUAGUGAUUCCACCAUUGCAACCUCAGCUGCUCCGCAGAAGGCGGGGAAAGGCCCGAGUCUGAUUGCCAAGCUCAUGGGAAUAGAAGAGUACCCCUCGAGAUCUUCGAAGGCAGCUCUGAAAAAACAGAUUGACGAGGGUGAGAAGAUUCUUUCAAGUCAGCAGAGACCUAUGUUUGACAUCGAUCGGCCUAAGGUUAUGAAGCCUCAAACUUCAGCUCAAAAUGUUGAUCACGAAAAUAGGACUUUGAGGGAAGUUCUUGAAACGAUGCGAUUUAAAGGACUUUUGAAAGGCAGUUCUAUGGAAGAGCAUAGGCCUGAUUUCCUUCAUUCCAAUCACUCGGAUUCCUCCCAAAGACUUAAUCGUGAUAGCCCUCCCAUUGUGCUUAUAAGGCCUCUUUCUGUUUCAUCGAUGGAACAGGAGGAACCUCGUGCGCCAUUGGUUCGGGGAGAGGAAGCUUUCUACACCAAAGAGAUGCUAAAAAGUUUGGGAACAAAAGAAGGAGCUUUGAAGUCUGAAAAAAUGCAGCAAAAGAUGAAAGCAGACGAUACUCCAAGCAAAAGGCUUGACCAGGAAGAAAGAGCUAAAAACCGGAAAGUGGCAGCACAGAAACCCGAGGAAAGAGAGGUCAAGACGAAAGAAAAGGCUUCGAGAAAGUUGAAAGCUUCUCAUCCUGCAGAUCACAAACCACAGAGGAAGGAGGCAAUUGACAAGAAGGUUGAUAAGAUCCAAAAGGUGACUGCUGUUAGCAGGAAUUCACCAGAGAAAGAUAUAGAGAAAUCUAAAAAUGUGUUGAAAUCUCAAGAUCUAGAUAAAUUGACAUCUGCAAAGGCAAGAAAGCAUGAAUCUGGAUCAAACAUCACAAAGAAUUCAAUUUCUCGGCAACCAAAUACUGCCACAAUCACAAUCUCGAAACGUUCAACUCAGAAUGUAGCGUCGAACUCAAACGAGCGGAAAAGGAAUCACUUGAGGAAGGAAAAGUCUGCCAAUGAGCCUACAGUAGCUAAAUCAGUUCAGACCAAAAAUGUUGUGAGUGAAGAAAGUGAGAAGAGAAUUAUUAUGGAUGAUAAAAGUGACGCUUCCCCGAUCAGGUCAAACGCUGAUCUUGCAGACGAAAACCCCAAGGAAGAAGAAAAAGAUGCCUGUGGAUCUCAAAGUGGAGGACAUUGCAGUAAUUUCGAAAGUUCUGUAUGUGAUGCCACACCACUGAGCCCUAAACAAGAAAUAGAAACCAAAAUUGCAGAAGAAGCUUCAGAACACAUGAGUCGGAGUGCAGAGAAUGGCAAAUCAUUUGAAAGUGCAGAAAAUUUCGAACAUUUUCUAUUGAGCAAUCCCUCAUUUCUUAGUCUUGCGGAGGAGCUUUUUGAUCUUAACAUGAACAGCCCUACAAUCUUACAGACAUCUUCCAUCUAUAAUUUUGAGGAAUCCGACAGAAGACUAUUUCUAGAUUGCGCAAACGAGCUCAUCGGGUGCAAGAGCGUUCGUGAUUCGCAAACAGUCAAUCUUCUGCUACUAACAUGUCAAGGCAAGCCAAGAAUUUGCAUAUCUGUGGACCAGUUGGUGGAGGAAGUGUGUUAUGGGAUUGAGAAGAUGCGAAACUACAGCAAGCUUACCGGUGAGAGGCUUCUUGCGGACAGUCUGUAUUUGAUGUUGGAGAGCGACAUUAUGUGCAGAGGAGUAGUGAACGGGACAUGGGAUUCGGGUUGGAGGAACGGAUUUUCGAGAUACGAAGUGGAGCAAUUAGUGAGUGACAUCGAGAAACUGGUUUUAGAUGGAUUGAUUGAGGAGGUAUUUGCAUAAUUUGUGGUCUACCAGUAUCAGACACAUGCAUAGUGUAUUUCUGUACAUAAAAAGAGUGCUCAGAUUACUGAAAGGGGAGUAGAAACUUUUGACUGGAAUCUUGAGCUAUCAAUAUCAUUGAUUUCUAACCUAAAAAGUAAAUUUUCCUGGUAUAUGUAGUGGAAGUAGGGAAAAUAUUUCUGCAAAUUCGAGUUGUAUCUCUCGCAUCGCAUGUAUUGAUUUUUGUAAUGCUACGUCAAAGUUGAAAUAUUUCUAGAUACAAUUUAUCGUCAAAAUUCAAAACUA